AUGUCACUUUCUACCAAAAUGGAGAGAUACCUUGCGAAACAUCCAUUGGAACAGAUUUUGGACACCUUCCAUGACGGAUAUCAUGCAAAUUUUUAUGCCACAUGCGAUACAGUGUUUGCCAAACCCAAAAAUACGAGGAAAUACCUAAAUCCUGUAAGAAACUUGAUAGACGGCUUUUCAACAUAUGUCAACCGCGCACAAUUGUUCCCAAGCAACGCGAAUAACAUCAACUCCCGACUUACUACGAUAGCUUAUCGGAUUGAGUCAACACCAUUUGACUUGGCCCCAUUCGAGCCCCUGGCGUCACUAAUUCUAACAGACGCGACAGAUACCGAGAUCUGGAAAUCCCUUGUGCAGCUUGUUGGUACGCUUGAGUCAAUUUUCGCAUCCCAAGAGAAAAAGGUGGAGAAUGUAGCGGCCAAAUCAAUUUUCAGGCGUGCUGGUACAACUCAAGCUUGUACAGAACAGACCAUGGAACGUUUAAAAAUAUUGCUUCGCAGGGAGCUCCAUGGUUCGGUUUACAUAAAUGUGCAAGGGUUCUGGAAAAAGUACUUUACAAAUAAAUUGUGGGAGGACAAAUGUAUUGGCCUAGCAAAGGAAUUCAUGAAGCGAUCUGCGGAGGACGAUUUGAAGUUCCCAGAAACACCCACGGAAAAAUCAGUUUGGGACUGGAUGAAGGCUGUGGAAAAGAAAAUAUUCGAGUCAUCCAGCAAGACUUGUGUCAUCUCGAAAACGAAAUCGAGUUCAACUUCCGAAGGAGAUGUACAACAUCUCAACAAAACCCAGUUUCGAACUACCAAAGCCAGCGAAUUCGAUGGUGGUCAGACAGCUCGACAGGUUGAUUACUUUAUCAAACGACGAGGACUACCGGCUUCUAAUAGACACCACUGGCGUGACGUACUCGUGGUGGGAGAGUUUACAGAAUCCACACAGACUGUGUUCAUGGAUAAGUUCCUACAACUUUCAGUAUUAAUGCGCGAGCUCUUUUUUGCUCAGCCCCUUCGACGGUUUGCUCACGCAUUCCAUCUUUUCAAAAAGUCACUUCUGCUCUGGGUCUAUGAUAGAUCAGGGCCGUACUGUGGCUCGUACAUUGAUAUUGGCAAAUCGCCGCAGACGCUUGUUUACGUUAUGGCGGCAUACAUGUCAAUGAGCGACGCUGAACUCGGUCUCGACCCUAAUAUCAAGUACGAGGCCCAUCAGAUCACUGUCACCCUGGACGUGGACGGACCGGAGAAAGAGCGUGAGUUCAAACUCUCUCCCAAACCAGUUGCACAACAGACUUCACUUGUCUCCAGGGGAACUAGCUGCUACCACACUUUGGAAGGAGACUGUGCAGUCAAGUUCUCUUGGAGAAUGUGCGGGGAUCAUUCGGAAGCCGAGCUGCUGAAACUUGCGAAAGACGUGGAUGGCAUGGCAAAUCCUAUGGGAUCGCGUGAUUUCGUAAAAAUUAGCGAUCUUCGAAAGGAUCUAAUUUUCACUAAUAAAAUGGUGAAAAAUACAUUUCCAGACGACAUAUCCAUGGCCACACCGCUCUCAUUCACCGAUGGUAUAAUGCUUCGCGAAAGCAAGAGCACAAGUAUUGCUGGGACACGAAAGCGAAAAAGUGCGACAAGCGAUUCUGGAACUGAAACCGGUCGAUCUAGUAAGAGAUCAAAGACUUCACAUGGAUCAUCUUUCACUAGAAAUACCCAAACUGAAGUAAUACCAACCGUGUCGUUAAACGCAAUCAUCGAAGAAGAAGAACCUUCCGUCCCAGCAAAUUGGAUGCUCAAUAAGACAGAAAGUUCACUAAGAGGAAACGCAGAGCCUACUGGGGAGAAACGGAAGAGCACGGAGAAUGAUGAAGUCAACGGACGGAUCAAGAGACUGCUUCUAUCGAGUAGAGAAGAGGAAGCAUCUUCUGUUGACGAUUCUGCAAUAAGUACGGUUCCUGGUGAUUUAGAGGUUGAAACUGAUGAGGUUGGCGCCUACACUGAAGUAGAAGUCAAGUUCGCAGAGAUACGAGAUCGUCAUUCAUCGGCUGUCGCAACAUCACCUUACGGAAGAUCGCUACACAAGGUGGAAUCACCACUUGAGCUGGUCACCGUACUGCGUGAUGCCAUCAAGGCCCAUUGGUCAUUGAUGACGAAAGCGAAAAUAUUACACCGUGAUAUCUCUGCGAACAAUAUCAUCAUGACUGGAACUGAAGCUUGUAAAGACUGGAAAGGAUACGUCAUUGACCUGGACCUAGCCGUCUUGCUUACAGAUGGCAAAUCUCAAGAGAAGAGACAGGCUAUGACCGGGACGAUGGAGUUCAUGGCACUAGAGAUUUUGAAUGGUAGUUGUGAAAGCACAGGCGUCGUUGUGGAGCAUUCAUACCGCCAUGACCUCGAGUCAUUUUUUUAUAUCCUCCUGUGGCAAUGCUUAAGCUGUGGAUGGGAAGAUGGUAAAAAUCCGAACAAAGAAUACCUUUCAAAAUGGUAUAAGGGGACAGCUUAUGAGAUAUUUGACUUCAAGAAAACUGAAAUGGAAAGUUCUCAUUUCGUUCAACAAUUGUUGCCCAAAUUCUCGUUAAAGUUUCAAAGUAUUUGGGACCUCGCCAUGGAAUUCAGAAAGAUUUUAUUCUUGCCGUACGGGGAAUUCUUUAUCGGAUCUCACAAGGACAAUAAUGCCCUAUACAAAGCUACCAUGGAGGCCUUCAACGAGGCCAUAGAAUUGCUGACAAUGUAUGUUAUAUUUUCUUAA
Blumeria graminis f. sp. triticale is the source of this 2724-nucleotide messenger RNA. The record is from the annotation of a GenBank genome assembly. Lineage: Eukaryota; Fungi; Ascomycota; Leotiomycetes; Helotiales; Erysiphaceae.